Messenger RNA from Petromyzon marinus (sea lamprey), 4408 nucleotides. Lineage: Eukaryota; Metazoa; Chordata; Hyperoartia; Petromyzontiformes; Petromyzontidae. The record is from RefSeq and is a predicted model, not a curated record.
CUGUAGGGAAGUGAGAGCAAGGCGAGAGAGGCGAGAGAGAGAGAGGUGAUGGUUUAACAACACUAACAGACGAAGUGAGUGUAUCUUGUAGAGGUGGAGAGAGGUGAUGGUUUAACAACACUAACAGACGAAGUGAGUUUAUCUUGUAGAGGUGGUGGUGGAGAGAGGUGAUGGUUUAACAACACUAACAGACGAAGUGAGUGUAUCUUGUAGAGGUGUUGGAGAUAGGUGAUGGUUUAACAACACUAACAGACGAAGUGAGUGUAUCUUGUAGAGGUGGUGGUGGAGAGAGGUGAUGGUUUAACAACACUAACAGACGAAGUGAGUGUAUCUUGUAGAGGUGGUGGUGGAGAGAGGUGAUGGUUUAACAACACUAACAGACGAAGUGAGUGUAUCUUGUAGAGGUGGUGGUGGAGAUAGGUGAUGGUUUAACAACACUAACAGACGAAGUGAGUGUAUCUUGUAGAGGUGGUGGUGGAGAGAGGUGAUGGUUUAACAACACUAACAGACGAAGUGAGUGUAUCUUGUAGAGGUGGUGGUGGAGAAAGGUGAUGGUUUAACAACACUAACAGACGAAGUGAGUGUAUCUUGUAGAGGUGGUGGUGGAGAGAGGUGAUGGUUUAACAACACUAACAGACGAAGUGAGUGUAUCUUGUAGAGGUGGUGAUGGUUUAACAACACUAACAGACGAAGUGAGUGUAUCUUGUAGAGGUGGUGGUGGAGAGAGGUGAUGGUUUAACAACACUAACAGACGAAGUGAGUGUAUCUUGUAGAGGUGGUGGUGGAGAGAGGUGAUGGUUUAACAACACUAACAGACGAAGUGAGUGUAUCUUGUAGAGGUGGUGGUGGAGAGAGGUGAUGGUUUAACAACACUAACAGACGAAGUGAGUGUAUCUUGUAGAGGUGGUGAUGGUUUAACAACACUAACAGACGAAGUGAGUGUAUCUUGUAGAGGUGGUGGUGGAGAGAGGUGAUGGUUUAACAACACUAACAGACGAAGUGAGUGUAUCUUGUAGAGGUGGUGGUGGAGAAAGGUGAUGGUUUAACAACACUAACAGACGAAGUGAGUGUAUCUUGUAGAGGUGGUGGUGGAGAGAGGUGAUGGUUUAACAACACUAACAGACGAAGUGAGUUUAUCUUGUAGAGGAGGUGGUGGAGAGAGGUGAUGGUUUAACAACACUAACAGACGAAGUGAGUGUAUCUUGUAGAGGUGGUGGUGGAGAGAGGUGAUGGUUUAACAACACUAACAGACGAAGUGAGUGUAUCUUGUAGAGGUGGUGGUGGAGAGAGGUGAUGGUUUAACAACACUAACAGACGAAGUGAGUGUAUCUUGUAGAGGUGGUGGUGGAGAGAGGUGAUGGUUUAACAACACUAACAGACGAAGUGAGUGUAUCUUGUAGAGGAGGUGGUGGAGAGAGGUGAUGGUUUAACAACACUAAGAGACGAAGUGAGUGUAUCUUGUAGAGGUGGAGAGAGGUGAUGGUUUAACAACACUAACAGACGAAGUGAGUGUAUCUUGUAGAGGUGGUGGUGGAGAGAGGUGAUGGUUUAACAACACGAACAGACGAAGUGAGUGUAUCUUGUAGAGGUGGUGGUGGUGGAGAGAGGUGAUGGUUUAACAACACUAACAGACGAAGUGAGUGUAUCUUGUAGAGGUGGUGGUGGUGAUUGUUGACCACCUUAGCGAUACAACUCCACAGCUGCACCACCACCAUCACACCGCUUGGCGUCGGUGUGUUGGUGUCGGUGUCUGUGUGUUGGUGUCGGAGUGUUGGUGUGUGUGGGGGGAGUUCGUCUCGAGGUUUUUGAAGUAAAAAGGAGGUUAAAGCCUCGCUCGACACGCCUGUGAAGACGACGAAAACGAGGGGAUGGAUUUCUCUGCGAAAAACAACCCUCAAAAUCUCAAUGCGAAGAAGACCUUUUGUGGCUUCACAUUGCUGCUGUGUAUGCUGCCGUUUGUCCAGCGAGCAUCUUCGAGUGAAGGUGCCCUGGCCCGCCCGCGUGACGUUGUGCUGACGUCGGUAAAUUUAAUAACAUCGGUGAGCUGGAAACCGGGCAAUGGGGCGCCAGCUGAUCAGCUCUACUCGGUGUAUUACAGAGGAAGUUACGAGAAAUAUUACAAUGAGUCGAUGCUCGUCAAGGAUGGCUGCAACAGGACCAGAAAGACGAGUUGCAACCUCACAGAUGUCCUCUCCCUGUGGGUGCACUACGACAUCGUAGUCUGCGCUUGGACCCCGCUCGACUUGGUGUGUGCCGACUCAGAAGAGAUCUCAGUUCUAACCGACACGCAGAUAGAAGCUCCUUACAUUGACCUCUACGUCUUCGGAAACAACAUCAAAAUGGAGAUGUCGCCCCCAAAGUUACAUGAAGAGGACAUUAAAUACUUGUACAGCUCUGUACUUUACAACGUUACGUUGUGUGUGGGCUUACACGAGCAUCAGCAGCAGUGCGAGUACUACCAGUCCGAGGUCGCCAGCCUGGACUUCAAAAAUAUCAAGUACAACACCGAGUACUGCUUUACGGGCCAAAUUAUAGUUGAAGUGGAUAACAGGGACAAGUUCAGUGCCGUGUCCCAGCAGGUGUGCCGCACAACCGAAAAGGAGAAAGCGUCCAAGUGGGUGGUUUUCACCACCUUCCUGAUCUCGGUGAUCGUUUCAUUUGCCGUCGUGUUCACGCUGUUGCUACUGGGACACAAAAUCUUCAAAAUGGCUCGCUACAUCUUUGCAGUAGAUAUGCCACUUCCUAAAACUCUCCUGGGCAUUCCUUCCAAACAGAAUGGAACGUUUCUACUCAUCUCUGAGAAAGAUGUGAUUAAAGAAGUGAACAUCUGCAGCACUGUUGAAGUCAUGUGUGACGACGUGGAAGACGAUUACAUUGUCAACGGGUUCGGCCUUCAAUCAUAGCUUCUAAAGUCGUUCCUGCUUUAUUUUUUAUUUAACAUUUUUUUGCCAUCACUGACACUUUUGAACUGACAGUACAAGUUUAGGGUUAUGUCUCCCACUCUUGUACAAAUGCUACAUUAUGAGUCUUCGUCACAAUGCCGAUUUUGUCUCCUUGUCUAUCAAUGAUGUCUCCACGUCUCAUUGCUCUUUUUAAAACUGGAUCAGCAGAAAUGUUGGGUAAUUUAACUCUCAUGGAUCAUUCAAAAUUAAUCAAACCGAAUAAGAAAGGCCCGUUGGCCCAAACGUCGUACAUAUUAUAAUAUUGGCCUGCUGAGGUUAAGACAUGUUGUAAACAUUGGAAACAACCAAUUUUUGCAUUACCUUUUUUAAAUUAUGUAUAUAUUACACGUACAUAUAUUUUGUUAAUGUUUCAUAAUUUCCUGGUUGUUGAUGUGCGGAGUUUCAAAGUACUUGUGUAAUUUUUACGAUGCGUGUACAGUAUUUGUGUUUACACUGGACAAAAUAGUACUUAAUGAUUAUAUGUUCUAAGAAAUGAAUACAGCAACAUUCCAAUUAUCCGAUUUGGUGCGGGGCGACCGUAUCACCGCGCAUCCUGUAAUCCACGGCACGCCACCACAAAGGUUAUUCUGGGAAUCUUAAAAAAAAAUAGGCGCCACUGCAGUGAGCCGUGGACUACAGGAGUAAUUAGCCACGUGACUCCGUUAAUCCAUCACCUGAUUAGUUACUCCAUGAAUCCACAUAUGAAUUUGCGGAUUUCGAGGUCAUACUUUUUUUUUCAAGACCCAAAUUGAGCCAAUUCUGACACAUCGCCCAAUGCUGAAGGAUGUUUUUGCAUUUUUGAGACUCGGUAUCCAAGUCUUUCUCUGUGCCAUGUCCUUUCUCUGAAAGAUGUCAGCGAUUAUGGCCUUCUGUCCAUUUAUCUAUGUCCAUGCAAUUAUUAUUCAAGCACUUUGCGUAAGAUACUACCGGUUUUAACCAUUUAUUAAAAUUGUUUUUGUAACUUAAUUCACCAUCUUCCCUACCUUGUCAAACAAUGGCAAAUUAUUUUCGCCUCUUGCUAUCUUCAGCUCCGCGAUUUUACCUGCAGCUAGGCUAUUCAAACCCUUCACAGUGCGAAUUUGGAUGGAUUGGAUGGAAGCCAACGACCCCUUGGCAAUGCGAAGCGCUUAACAAUGAUGUGUGGGGGGCGGGGGGGGUGAAUUGGCAGCCCUCAUCGGAAGAGAUCCAGAAACCCGCGAUUCACGGACGAUUUCUGGAUCAACGUGUCCCGCAGAUGUUGGGAGGAUUCGUGAGCUACGGUAAAUUUGCGAAAUGAUAGAACUUGGCGGUUUAUUGGAGCGUGUGUGUUUGAGAGUUGUGCUACAAUGCAAAACCGAGACAACAUGAAUUAGAAUCGGUGUCACGCAUUUAAUAUCAACACGUGGAGUGUAAAUUUUUGAUUUAAAGCUUUCGUGACUGCAGGGAUUCGUAUUCUUGGUUCUUUCGGUAAAGUCACCACGUAGAAG